Molecule: messenger RNA, 1656 nt
Organism: Stegastes partitus (bicolor damselfish)
Lineage: Eukaryota; Metazoa; Chordata; Actinopteri; Pomacentridae
Gene: ecsit
Product: ECSIT signaling integrator
Exons: 8
Coding region: 124-1485 (453 amino acids)
Biological process (GO): cell surface receptor protein serine/threonine kinase signaling pathway; innate immune response
Cellular component (GO): mitochondrion
Molecular function (GO): protein binding
Source: RefSeq, a predicted model, not a curated record
AUAUACAGCCGGCUUACAACAUGGAGACGUCCAUAGAGAGACGCCUGAAGGAGACGAAUUUCUUCGUACGUUUUUUUCAGCAUUGAUGAUGUGUUUCCUAACAGUCAGUGUGACAGGUCUACAAUGAAGAGCACCCGUUGCCUCCUGCAGCUGCAGCGUCUCAGGCUGCUUGGACAGUCAGGCAGGUCUUGUGUCCAGUUCGGCGCUCUGCUCCAGUCAGCCUCCACCAGUCAGCCCAGUGUGCUACAAAACAAGGUGUUGAGGCAUUUCCACAGCAGCACAUCAUGUGGCAAGAAUCGGUCUGUGCCUGCAACGUUUGUUAAUGAGGACAAAAAGAAGGAGGACAAGUCUUUGGCCACCUAUGAUGACCUGUUUGAACGGGUUGCCAAAGAGAUCAAAACCAAGGCCACUUUUAACAAAGUGAUAGAUGUCUUCAACAAGAAAGACAUAAGACGACGGGGUCACGUGGAGUUUAUCUAUGCUGCUCUGAAGAAGAUGCCAGAGUUCGGCGUGGAGGGAGAUAUUGCCGUCUACAACAAGUUGUUGGAUGUUUUUCCGAAAGAGGUGUUUGUGCCCAAAAACUACAUCCAGCGAAUGUUCAACCACUAUCCCCGACAGCAGGAGUGUGGAGUGCAAGUGCUGGAACAAAUGGAGAACUAUGGUAUUAUGCCCAACAUAGAGACAAAAGUCCUGCUGAUUCAGAUCUUUGGAGAGAAGAGCCACCCGAUAAGGAAGUUCCAGCGCAUCAUGUACUGGUUCCCCAAGUUCAAGAACAUAAACCCCUUCCCUGUUCCAAAGCAACUGCCUGAAGACCCAGUGGACAUGGCUCGCUUCAGCCUGUCUCGCAUCGCUGGUGACCUGGACGCUAAAGUUACUGUCUACCAGCUCCCUUGUACAGAUGUCACAGAGAGUGGAGAAGAGAUCACACUUCCACAUAUAGUAGGUAUCCAGAGUCCCAACCAGAUGGAGAUGCUGGCCAAACAUAACCCUAACAAGCCGGUGUUUGUGGAGGGCCCCUUUCCUCUAUGGCUGAGGAAGACAUGUGUGCACUACUACAUCCUCAGAGCUGACCCUACGCCACCAGAAGAAAAGAAAGAGGAGCCCUAUGAUCCCGAGAGGUGCCUGGACUUUCCUCUGCAGCUAGACCUUGAUUUGGACCGUGACCUUUCGGAGGAAGAAACCUUUGAUGUUGAAGACUUGGAAGAUGGUCCAGUCUUUGCCAUGUGUAUGACCAGUAAGGGAGAUCAGGCCACCCUCAAUCAAUGGAUUUCUGGCAUCCAGGAGAACAACCCCAUCCUGGGUGAGGUCCCCACUCUGUUUCGCCUGGACGUCGGAUCACAGUUGCUGCAAGGUGUGGCUGACACUGAGUCAAACCACAGCAACCAGUCUCACGAUGAGACCCAGGGACAAGAACCACAGCCUGGAGAAGAAGCUGAGGUUAUAGUGGACAAGCAGCCUAGGAGAAGCCAAGGGAUGAAGCAGUGAACAGCACUCAGACUGUGGUUAAAACUCCUAGAAGGAGAAGUAGUGUCCAUGCUGGGCCAGCUUGAACGAGCAUGAAAUAUGAACUAAUUUUAACAACAAACACAACAGAACCUGAGGAGGAAAUGUUGGAAAGGCUCAGUGCUUGGAUAAAUAAAGCAAAAACAAAAUGAA